CCCCAUCUUCCUUACCAUGAGGAAUGGACUGUCGCUAACAUCUCACGAGAUGAAGCCACGGGCGAUUUAAAGACCCCCCUCUCGAAUCGAACGCUUGCUGGCGUCAAGUGUCAGUGGCAUCCUACCAAAGUUGAUUGCCUCGAGCUGGAGAGGAUAAAGCAGCUUACGGCAAUGGCGUUCGAAGCCUUCCCGCCAUCGAACCCCCUUGUCACCCACCCACCACCAGCCACUGUGAUCGCCAAAAUCGUCCGUUUCGAAUGGGAACUGCCUCGUAUCGAACAAGAGACGAGAGCGUAUCAGAUGCUUGAGGGUACCGGCCUAGCGCCGCGCUUCCUGGGCCAUAUUCACGAAAAUGGACGUAUCAUGGGGUUUCUGUUGGAAAAAGCCGAGGGACGCCCAGCUUCUUUCCCGGAUCUGAGCGCCUGUGAGACCGCUCUAGGGAAACUCCACGAGUUGGGACUGGUACAUGGGGAUAUGAACCGAUACAACUUUCUCGUUACCGAUGCAGGGGCGAAGCUGAUCGACUUUGAAUGCCUUCGUGAGAAUGCUAGCCCGGGGUUGAUGAGCAAGGAAUUGGAGAAUUUACGGGCCGAGUUAGUCGACGAGUCGGGACGCGGCGGAGGUUUCAUUUUUCAUGGCGAUAGCGACUAA
Dichotomopilus funicola is the source of this 651-nucleotide messenger RNA. Its product is annotated as alpha-galactosidase a. Lineage: Eukaryota; Fungi; Ascomycota; Sordariomycetes; Sordariales; Chaetomiaceae. The annotation marks the transcript as partial. The transcript has a single exon. The record is from RefSeq and is a predicted model, not a curated record.